AUGAUCCGUCUGAGAAGCCCUCACACGGUCAUCGUCUACGGAGCGGUCACGUCUCUGCUGGACCGCAUGGUUGUCGGGAUUUCCGCGCCGAAAUGCCUUCCUUCACAGCAAGUACAGAGUUCACGACGAUCUCAAGUCGGCAGCGUGCUACUGGACGGGUCUGGACGGGUGAAGGUAGAGCAUGACAAUAUGCUGCAGCUAUCAGGCGUGUACAGCGAACGAUUUGUUACGGGCACCCAGGUGAGCGUCGCCUGGAGCGCCGCCGAGGCGGAGGUGCUUGAAUCUGGCGGUAGCACCUACGCCAGCGGCGUCUACAGCUUCGGCAUCGUUGUUUGGGAAGUUGUGUCUGGUAAACUUCCUUUGGCAAGCAAAUCUUGCCCUGAUGGAAAUCCUGUCAGCGCUUUUGACGGGGGCGCGGCCUCCGUCCCGGACGAGGAACCCCACGCGCGGACCACUUUCGAUGCCGUGAUGGAGUGCAUGAAGUCACACGGCCGCCACGAGUUGUGUAGGUUCGAUCAACUAUAUGUGCUGGGGUCGGGAUGCGUGUUGUGGAUUGCCCUUCUGUUUCUUCUUCGCGUUGGUGUUCUGGACCAAACCAACUGUCAUUUUCCCGAAGAAUCUCUGAAGGAAUCUCCGAUGGAAUCUUCGAAAAAUGAGACAGUUGGAGAACAAUACCUAAAACGUCGACGGAGAUCUUCUUCACGCCGCCUGCCUUGUGGACGUAGCGAACAUUGCUCAGCAGGUGACAACAAACGCACGCUACAUAGCAGCGAGAGAGAACGGAUACGCGCCCUCCACUUCCUCUAUUCAGCUUGGUGGGGAAACAAGGGUGAGAAACCGAUUCAUCAGAGGAAGAAAAUGGCGCCCCGACAGCACAACCAGCAACAGCGGUGGCGGUGGGCAUCCGUUCCCUCCGCGUCCCUCCUUCUCUCCCUCGUCCUCGUCGUCACCCUCUCGCCCUUGCUAGCGAGGGCCACGAGCUCGUCCUCCUUCUCCUCCUUCUGUAUGGAGGAGACCCAGGCGUGCGAGGCAGACGAAGAGUGCUACGCUUGUCUCCUUAGCUGGCCGGCCACCGAUGCGACGACGUGCACCGACUAUUCCCUUGAGGGAGGGGAAACGACGUGCGAGGAAAAUGGGAUCGCCCACUGCUGCGGGUUCGAGGAGGGGACGGCCGAGUCCUGUAUGGAAAACGCCCUGCUGGAGGCGUUCUGGACGUGCACGCUCGCAGACGUCGGUUGCUCUCUCGGGGACAUGCCUUGCUCGACGGUAGCGGUAGUUGCGGUGUCUUCCGCCGCGCCAUCCAUCGGGCCCCUUUCUUCCAUGUACGGGGCCCCCGGUGCCGCACUGGCGGCUGCUGUCGUCGCUGUUUCCGCCGCUGCGAUUGGGCUGUAGACGGCGUGGAAAGAGAACGGAACCGGGGCGACAGUUGGCGCAGUGUUUCACCUCUAGGGAGGCGGGGCUUGUUGCACACGGUACCCGGUACCUCUUGUAGCAAAUGCAGCGACCGACAAGCUGCCUGGAGUAUGUGGUCGUAGGACGGUUGUAGUUGUUUCAGGACGCGUGUGGCUGCCGCGGGGAAGAGACGCAACCCUCGGUUUUCGCGUUUGAACGACAGGUGUAUCUAGCAGUUGGGGCAAAGGUGGCGCCUCGAGAUGGUCGGGCGGGUUGGUGUAGCUGACGAAAACAGUUGAUGGGUUGGCCGUCUGACAUAUUCGUCGUACGCCGUCCCGGCCCCUGGACUCUUGGCGUACCAACAUCGGGGGCCCGUGUAAUCAUUUACACCCAAUCACACAUAUCACGGUACCUGAAUUUCGGUAAAAGGAGAUGGAAUGAAUGGCGUGCUAGGCUGCUGCAUGCCAUCGCGAUUUUAACCAGUUCACCACACACGAAUGAGAUUGGUUGCGGGGGGAAGGGAUGGUGGCUAGACCGCGCUAGGAAUUGUAACAGAUUUGGCGUGUUCGUGUCUGUAGUGCACGCAGAAGGGGUUUCGCAGCCUGUGGGAUCCCGGGGGAGCGGGGGGGGAUGCGAGAGGAUAGCGUAGAUGGAUGGACACAAUGCCCUUCCUUUCGGUUCGAUAUUUUUUACACGUGGGAAAGAGCUUGGCUGCGGGUCGUCGUUUCUCGGUGGGGAAUACUAUAGUGGGUCUGGUUUGUCUCAGUUUUUUCGUACCUCGUGCUGAGGUCGCACUUCUUGAGCCAUCUCGAUAGGUCGGUCGGUGUAAGCGCGGUGUUGGCGAUUGACAUGAUGUGCAGCAGUACAAGACGUCAUUUACUUCUUCUCGAGUUCUUGUCUUCGUCGAAGGUCAUGCGCAGAAACAGUCCAUUCCAUGCUAUACAUUUCGAAGGGUUGUUGAGUUGUUUUCGGUCCCUUUUUUCACAUCGAGUCAUGAUCCACAGAGAGUUCCUUCACCCGUGCGAUAAGUUUGGCGGAAUCUUCGUUGCUUGGCCGUCUUUUGAUUUAUUUUUGGAUAUGUGAGCUCCUACUCAGCUUGCUUUCUUUGGUUGCAGGCUGCGGCAGGUUUUCGCAGUAUGUAUGCGUGUGUAAUGUUGUAGGCAGAUCUUCCACAAGGACCACUCUGCGGAUGGUCUGUUUGCGCCAAGUUAACCAGCCCGCAGCAACGGGGUGCGGGAGUUGGGUUGGUCUCAGUCCUGAAGUAGGCGAGAGGGGGGAAUUGGACAUGUGGAACUCUUGGUUUUGGAGCAGAGUGAGGUGGAGCUCGGAUUCGUUCCCCCCCUCCCUCGUCUUGGUUGCCAUCCGUCUACCUGCCGAUUGUUGGCGGCAUCUUGCUUGCCGCAUUAGUGUUUUGGCAUAUUUUCUUCCUUGUUUCGUUCGUGCAGGGUUGCUGUGGGAGGGAGGAUCCUUCGAAUCGAAUCAACGUUGGAGUCGUGAGGAAAAACAAUAAAUAUGUGAGGACGGCGGGAACCGGACUUGUAUCAUCGUCUUUCUGAUUCGUUUGUUCUGUUUUUGCCAUUUUCUCGUGACUGACUUGCUUGGUCGUUGUUCUUGGCCGUUCUUGACGCGUGCUACAACUCUGAACUGUACCCGGCAUCGACGUCUCGUUUGAGCGGCAUGGGAUAUGGAAGUUUAAUGUCACGAACGAACACGCUGCAGGUACAGGUGUGAUGGAUGAAAAAACUGCAUAGAAGGUUGGGUGUUUUUCGUCGCAUGUACAGUAGGAAUUGCACUUCCUCGGGGCGGCAUUCAUUUUUAUGUUCGUUUACACCAAGAAUGAGAUUCAUAGGCAACCUCUCUCGUCCAAAAUACAGUAAGAAUGAACGUUUUAGAUGUACAACAUAUC
Molecule: messenger RNA, 3298 nt
Organism: Ectocarpus sp. CCAP 1310/34
Lineage: Eukaryota; Phaeophyceae; Ectocarpales; Ectocarpaceae
Source: the annotation of a GenBank genome assembly